This is a messenger RNA of Talaromyces rugulosus, 684 nucleotides long. RefSeq lists its product as uncharacterized. Gene Ontology annotation, biological process: ergosterol biosynthetic process. The record is from RefSeq and is a predicted model, not a curated record. Gene Ontology annotation, cellular component: endoplasmic reticulum. Bases 1 to 684 code for a protein of 227 amino acids. Lineage: Eukaryota; Fungi; Ascomycota; Eurotiomycetes; Eurotiales; Trichocomaceae. The transcript has 3 exons.
AUGGCUUCGUCUAAAAAUACCUCCGCCGCCCGAGGCACUUCCACCCUGACCAUCCUUGCAUUGGUCUUUGCUGCCCUGGUCGCCCUGUUUGUCUAUCUCGACCAGCACCUCGACUGGUUCUACGUCUUUACGCCCGAGCAUCUGCACGAUGUCUCGCAGCGUGCCAUUGCUGCCCAUGGAAACGACACGCGCGCCGUUGUCGGUUACAUUGUCGGCGAGCUUGACCAGAAGCUGGGAGGAAAGCACCUGAACUUUGACGAGGAAUGGGUUUUUAACAAUGCUGGAGGCGCAAUGGGCGCCAUGUACAUUAUCCAUGCUAGCAUCACCGAGUACUUGAUCGUUUUCGGAACCGCCAUCGGCACCGAAGGACACACUGGCCGUCACACCGCCGACGACUAUUUCCACAUUCUCCAAGGCACCCAGCUCGCCUACGUCCCCGGCUCGUACGAACCCGAGGUGUACCCGCAGGGAAGCGUGCACCACCUGCACCGCGGCGAUGUCAAGCAGUACAAGAUGGACGAUUCCUGCUUUGCGCUCGAGUAUGCUCGUGGAUGGAUCCCACCUAUGCUGGGCUUUGGCUACGCCGACACUUUUACCAGCACCCUUGAUUUCCCCACGCUCUGGGCCACGACGCGCAUUACCGGCAGGGAAAUGAUUAGCAAUUUGCUCCAGGGAAAGCUGUGA